Molecule: messenger RNA, 4169 nt
Organism: Diorhabda carinulata
Lineage: Eukaryota; Metazoa; Arthropoda; Insecta; Coleoptera; Chrysomelidae
Exons: 3
Coding region: 169-4110 (1313 amino acids)
Source: RefSeq, a predicted model, not a curated record
UUAAACAUAAUUGUCAAUUUUUUCCUCUCAAAUACUGGAGUGGAAAACGAUGUUUCUCAUAAAUCUAAACAGUUCAAUGUGAACUGUUUUAGAAGUGAUGAUAUAUUAUACUUGAGAAGAGAGUUUAAAACUAAAUUCGAAGUUUAGUGAUAAUGAAGCUUACCAAACAUGACUUAUAUUUAUUUUAAUUCAAGUGAAGGUAAACUACAUAAAGAACCAAUUUCAGAUGUGUGGGAAAACAACUCUAUAUUGAUAAGCCGUACAAAAACUAAUUUAAAAUGUAAAAUCUUAGCAUUGAAACAAUCUGUCAUAAAUAUUAAUAACGAAACCGAAGAGCUGAAUUCCAUUUUAUCUGGUGUUGAGGAUCAAACUUCUGGAGUACAAAUUAUCAAAGACAUCGUAAGGAAAAGGGAUGAAUUAUUGAAGCGUUGCAGAAAACAAAUCCAAGAAAUAAAUACAGAAAAGGCAAAACUGAAAAAUAUUGUUAAAAAAAUGAAUAAUAGUAGAGUGAUGAUGACAAGUGAAAUGGCGUCAAAAUCUCUACCAGGGCCAAAAGAUAAUAGCCUUCCAAAUAUUGUAAUACAAAACUCCAAUAUGACAAGAUGUUUGGAAGGUGAAUACAAGCACAAUAAUACAAUUAAAAUAGAGAAAGAGAUUAGACGUCGGCUAGAGCAACAUAAAUUUGUGCAAAAGCGCCAACUCGCUGCAAACCUGAGAAACGUCAUAGGUGAAUUUGAAAAAUCCAAUGUAAGAAUAAACCGAAGUCUUCCACCAAGAGAGAAUAAGCAAAAUAAUUGUAGCAAUAUACGAAACAAAAACCUUUGGAAAAAUAAAGCUUUAGAUUUCCUUAUACGUAACGUUGGUAUCAACUCAAUUCAACAAGGUAAACACCCACCACCAUUUGAUAAAGAUCAAAACCUUUAUCAAAACUUAGUAGUUCCAUGCAGUUCAACAACUACUGAAUUGGGUGAAUACUUUGUGGAUAAUGUUUCAACUGAGCUUCAAAAUAAAGAAGAAAAGGAAAUUGUGAGCGAGCAUCCUCCAGAAACAUCAGAUUCUCUAGACCAGCUCCAGCUUACUUUAGAAUAUAGUCAGACUAAGUCAAAUAUUGAAACACAACAGAGUAUCAAUCCAAAUCCGAACGAAUUCAGUAACAUAUUUAUAUCAAAGUAUAUUCCUGAAUUAAGAGCGAAGAUUUCAGAUAAACAAUUAAGGUUGUGUGAUUCCCAGCCUGUGAAAUUUGAAUCAAAGAUUAUAUGUUCACAAAAUACACAUUUAUUGAGAAAUACAUUACUAGAAUUCUUUCUCAAGGCAAGAUCAGAACCAAUUUUAACCCUGAAAUUAGAUUCAUUAAACUGUAGUGAUAUAUCAAAGAUGAGAAUGAUUUUUGACCCGAUUUCUUCACAGGACUGCAAUGGAGGAAAUGUUUAUAAUAACAAAGAAAUAAGUGAGUGGGUGAAAAAAGAUGAAUUAGACGAAAUACAAUCCUUGAAAGGGAUGGUUGAAUCCGAUUCCUCAAAGGUAGUAGAUGUAAUUCCAUAUUAUCAAGAUAAUUCGAAAUCCGGAAAUGAAGAAAUUGACAGUAAUAAAAAUUUACAGCUACUACCACGAAAAAGAAGAGCACACAUUCCAAAUUCAGUCUCUAGCUUACAAUUAGGAGCUAUUGCACAAUUCAAAUUUCUAGUUAUGAACAAAUCUGAUCCAAUUAUAAAAAUAAUAACUCAAUAUACAGGAGAUAAAUAUAGUGUUGUAACAGAUGAUAGCAAAAUCGAAGAUUUUAUAGAAAAGGGAUGUAAUUUGAAUUUGCAAAUAAUUGCUGAUAAUGUACAACAUAAGAAGAUUGUACAAAGUUUCCAAAUAUCGGAGCUGGUAAAUGAAAACCGAAUUCGUCUACUGAAAAGGAACGAAGAUAAUUCACAAUUGGAGAAAAACAUGUUGUUCUUACAGGGGAAUACAGAAACAGAAUAUGGGGAGUGCAAAAGCAUAAAAGUAUCAAAGGAUUUGGUGACGGUAUUGGAUCCAGCUGAAUAUCGUGCACCGGUUCAGUUUGAGAAUAAUGCAAAUACCAGCGAAAUAUUGAGAAACAACUACCAUCAAAUUUUGAAUAAAACAGUACCGAUACGAGAAACAAUUAGUAAUAAAGCAUCAAAACAUUUCAAGCACCACGGCACUGAUCCCAUCUUCAAGCCAUCAUUGACCAUAGGCGUUAAUACUGAGACAAAAAAACAGAAUUAUAUUGUAACGAAAGAUCAAACUACUGAAACUAUUUUGAUUGGAAGGCGUAAGGAAAAAGCAGUACAUCGAGCUACUGAUCCGCUUGUUGUAGAAACUCAACCUAAAAGUAGAAGUAUGAAGAUGAAAGGAAUACAAACAAAAAUGAUUUUACUCAAUAUAAAGAAGAAAUCUCAGAAACAGUCCAUCGACUCAAAAACUAAGUUGAGUGUAUUUCUAAAAAAAAAGAAAAAAAAGUUUGCGGCGGAAAAAGUCGCAGAGAACUUAUCAUCAACACAAGAGAACGAAGAGCAACCAUCACUUUUGAAUCACAGUGAGAUAUUACAAACUCGAGUUGGAAUAAAUGAACCAAUGAUAGAACAAAAUGAGCUAAUGUAUAAAAAUAUGGAGGUACAUAUAGAAAAUAAUGUGGAAAUUGAAUCGAAAUAUGAGAUGGAGACUUCCAAUGUAGAAGAUAGAAAAGAAUUAUUAGUGCAAAAUAUCAAUGUAGAGAUGAAUUCGACUUCAAAAAAUCGGACGAAGGCAGAAGAAGUAAUGAAAACUUGCUUUAAUAGAAAAUCAUCAGAUGUAUCAAUGAAAUCGUACCAAACAAUCAUGACAUCACAACAAAACAUUUUAAAAGAAAAUAUAGAUAAGAAUUUUGAACGAUAUCAAAUCAGAGAAUCAUUACCAGAAAAUGGAAGUAUUAAUGAUGGAAUGAUAUUUGAAAUGAUAGAGUCUUUGCAAAAUCUACAAACUACUUUGUCUCAAUGUCAAAUAGAUGAUGAUACAGGAUUUCCGAAAAAAAGUCUAGAGGAACUUUUUGUUGUGUUUAUUGAUUUUGUACGAAAGUUUCCUAUAAAAUCUAAUGAAUUCCGCAACUCAAAUGACAAAGUAACACAAACAACUGAAGCAAGUACUAGCGGUAUUAUAAAUAUUGAGAAUCAAGUAUCGAAAUUAUCGCAAAUUCAUGCAGAAUCGCGCAGUAAUGCCAAUAGAGAAGUGACACAGGACUGUACGCAAACAAUAGAAAACACAGAUGGACAAUCUUCAGAAAAUCAUCGAAUAGAAAGUCGUGACGAAUCAAUUGAGCGUCUCAAAAAACGGGGAAAAAGAAUAAUUUCGGGAAAACGAUCAUCAGUGAUAUCAAACAUGGUUAACAAUGGAUGUCAGUCGAGUGAAAGUACAAGUGAACUUCAUGAAGAUAAUCACAAACUUCAAAAACAUGCAACAGGACAACAAAAUAGUUUCUGUAAAUUGAGAUGUUCGGUAUCUGAUACGAUUGAACAAAAUCCAGAUGAUCAUUAUCCACUCAAACGUGACUUUGGAGUGAGCUACUCAAUGUGCCAGGAUAAAGUAGACUUCAAUACUUCUAGUAUUGACAGAUCUAAGGCAUGCUCAUGUGAUUGUAUGAUGGGUCCAGAAAGAUAUCAAUUUGGAAUGAUGUGCAAACAAUUGAAAUCUAUGCAUGAAGUUGAUCAUUCUAUGGAUUGUAGUUACCAAAAAAAGGGUUUUUCCAAUCAUAGAGAAGUAUGCAGAAUCAUUACAACUCUCAUGCGGGGAUUAGGAGAUGAGGAGAAAGUAAUUGGUUCCACAUGCAAAUCAAAAAAUAUUAUGAAUGAAAAAAUGCGGUUUAAUACUACAAAUAUGAGGCCUAAUGAACUGAAAUCAGAUUCUAGUGAGGGAAAAUGUGAUUUUAAUCAGCAUGAACGAUAUGAAAUAUUCACAAAAGGUCAAUACAAAAAUAAAAAUUUACACGAAUUUGCCGGAGAUAUGAAAAAAAAUUCAAGUAGAAGAUCGACUCCAGAAUUAAAGCAGUUCAAUAGAAAACAACGAACACUAUUCGAAGAUCUCUUACCAUUCGGUAAAAGAUUGGUUUUGACUCCCCGACGGUCAUAGUUGUUAUAGCAUUCAUCACCAACAUUGUGUCUUCUUUAAAAUAAAUUAUAAAAUGAAAA